Molecule: messenger RNA, 2310 nt
Organism: Oppiella nova
Lineage: Eukaryota; Metazoa; Arthropoda; Arachnida; Sarcoptiformes; Oppiidae
Source: the annotation of a GenBank genome assembly
AUGGCUUUGAAAGUGCACCAGAUGGGUUUCAAGCAAAUGAAAUGCGAUUUCAAUAACCAGUCCAUCAACGAGGAUGUGAUACAAGAGUACAGAAAUGAAAACAAUGAAAAUCAUGUGUUGUUUCGAGUGUUGGAUAAAAUACUGUCAGAAAUUACUGACGAAAACCGGAAUCUGAAGAACAGUACUCUUAUUAAUAACGUGUUGAAUGAGAUUCGCACGAAUCCGGAGUACGACUGGACUCGAGAUGUCGUGAAUCAGGUCUCGAGUAACGAGCGAUUAAUACGAACUCUUGUGGACAUUGUCUGCGAAAACCUUUUGUCGGUCUUUGAGAUCAAAGUAUCGGAAAUUAAUUUCAGUAGAGCUCUGAUGGCUACAGAUGUGGAUCAGUAUAUCAAGCACUUCAGAGCCACAUCCAGUGAAAUCGAUUACGAUUUGAUUGUUAAAUCAAAACAAGAUUUACCGGAAAAGUAUACGCAGGAUUUAUGGGCUUUAGAUUUGGGAAAAUUCAUACAAGACUUGUAUGACUUAAUCAAAUCUAAUGGAUUCCUAUUAACGGUAUUCCGGUAUAAGUUCACUGAACCGGAACUGGCGUUGAAUUCAUUGAAUGGAAAGCAAGUCCUAAAUAAUUGUGAUUUAGAGACUCGGAUCACAAAGUCGGGCGAGAGAUUGAGAUAUGUUUUCAAUUAUGACACCAAAUGUGAGACGAAAAUAGAUUUCAAUAGUAAACCGUUUUGCGAUAUAUUGGCCAAUGAUUUGGUGGCAAAUGUUAUCAAAGACGGAAAAGUGGGGACUUAUAGACACAUAAAACUGCCACAAAAUUAUGACAAAACAGUUUCCAACGAGUAUUUCCUAAACUUGGGUCAAACCCGAGACAUAUCAGCACUUCAGUGGUAUGACUCGAAAUGUGUGGCCCCAUCUCAGCUAGCAUAUAGUUUCCUAGACAAAACAGUUUCCAACGAGUAUUUCCUAAACUUGAGUCAAACCCGAGACAUAUCAGCACUUCAGUGGUAUGACUCGAAAUGUGUGGCCCCAUCUCAGCUAGCAUAUAGUUUCCUGGGUAAUCCUGUAAAUAAAGUCAAAAUCAACAUUUACAGCUCCGGUAUUAUAUUCCAUGACGUUCUGGUUGCAACAGGCCGUAUACCUAUGGGACCGGAGGCUUUCGUAACUGACUGUGCGAUUGGCACCGAAUAUGCCGGUCGUCGUGCGGAUACGGGUCAGAGGGUUAUGGGUAUGGAAUUGGGCCGAUGUUAUGCUACUUCUGUAUACUCGUCCACUGAUGCUUUCACUCACAUCCCUGACCACUGGUCUAUGGACGACGCCGUCUCCAUACUCAGCACUUAUAGUACUGUGUUUUAUGGAUUGAUACAUCUGGGCAAAUUGAAACAAGGGGAAAGUAUAUUGAUUCACUCGGCGGCGGGAGGUGUGGGUCAGGCAGCCCUUAAUGUAUGUCAACACUAUAAGUGCGAUAUUUAUGUGACGGUCGGAACCGAUGAGAAAAAGGAGUUUUUGAUCAAAGAAUACAACAUUCCUUCGAACAGAAUAUUCAACUCAAGGGAUACUCUCUUCAGGAAUCAAAUUAUGAAACUCACGAACGACAUAUACUCCGGUAUUAUAUUCCAUGACGUUCUGGUUGCAACAGGCCGUAUACCUAUGGGACCGGAGGCUUUCGUAACUGACUGUGCGAUUGGCACCGAAUAUGCCGGUCGUCGUGCGGAUACGGGUCAGAGAGUUAUGGGUAUGGAAAUGGGCCGAUGUUAUGCUACUUCUGUAUACUCGGCCACUGAUGCGUUCACUCACAUCCCUGACCACUGGUCUAUGGACGACGCCGUCUCCAUACUCAGCACUUAUAGUACUGUGUUUUAUGGAUUGAUACAUAUUGGCAAAUUGAAACAAGGGGAGAGUAUAUUGAUUCACUCGGCGACGGGUGGUGCGGGUCAGGCAGCCCUCAAUAUAUGCCGACACUAUAAAUGCGAUAUCUAUGCGACGGUCGGAACCGAUGAGAAAAAGGAGUUUUUGAUCAAAGAAUACAACAUUCCUUCGAACAGAAUAUUCAACUCAAGGGAUACUCUCUUCAGAAAUCAAAUUAUGAAACUCACGAACGGAAAGGGAGUGAACGUUGUAUUGAAUUCAUUGACUGGCGAUAAACUGAUGGCCAGUUACGAGUGUGUGGCCAAUCACGGCAGGUUUGUCGAGAUGGGACGGUAUGAUAUGGUUCAGGCGACCAAACUGUCAAUGUUUGACUUCGCCCGCAAUAUUGACUUUAUAAGUCUUGUGUUGGAUCUGUUUAUAAUUCCACCAAUGGUUGUGUAA